AUGGCGAAAAAUGCAACGUCGUCCGCCUGGGACGAUGCUGCGGAGAUUGCACUGUUGCGUUGCAUUUCUCUUUAUCGUCCAUUGGGUAUUGAUAGACAUUUUCACAUGGUAUGCAUUCUGAAUGCGCUCGAGACCAUGUCAGGCAACCCUGACUUGCGUGAUUUGUUACCGUGCCACGUAUGGGACAAGCUUGGCGAAUACUACAAUUUGGAGGGACUUAACGAGCAAGAAGAUGCGUCUGAUGAUGAUACUGAGCCUAAAUGGUUAAGAAACUAUGAGAAAAAUAAAGAGCUGCUUCAGUCCAACGAGGCUGCUCGAACGAGGGUUUUGGAGGGAUUAGACGAAGAAGAAUUUGCGUUGCAUCCCAGGAUCAUGUUUGAGUCACUACUGGAGCCACGUCGCUUAGAAGAACAAGCCGCAGACCAUGUUAUCCAGAAAGAUGCUACUUGUGUGGUGCCUUCCACGUCAGAAGAUGACCUUUCAGACGAUGAUCCAGAUCCGGCAACUGGUAGCCACAGAAGCAGCGACCGGGAUUCUCGCCCGUCUCUUGCAUCAAGCACACGAAGAAUGACGCGCAAGCGACAGCAUGAGGAGGAAGAUGCUGCAACUGGUGUGAAGGAUGGUGCCUCCGCUGUGCCUACGCGAGCCGGUAAGCGGCGUCGCAAUGCCAAAAGUGAAGCGGACAGUUCAGAUACCCUGACCCGGCCUAUCACAACGAGACGACAACAACGCCAAGCCGAGGAGCGAGAAUCAGUGGAUGCAGAGGACGUGAAGUCCGGUGGUGUGUCUAAUUCUACUGAAGAAGGUGCCGGCAGUACUCCAAGAGCAUCUCGCAGUGCCUCUGCUAGGCGACAGUCGAGCUCGGCGGGCAGGAACCAAAACGUCUCUGGUAGUUCACACGCAUCACCUUCACCAGCAAGCCGGACUGCACGGCCACGCCGCCUAUAG
Messenger RNA from Malassezia restricta, 948 nucleotides. RefSeq names its product component of the NuA4 histone acetyltransferase complex. The coding region runs from base 1 to 948 and encodes 315 amino acids. The transcript has a single exon. Gene Ontology annotation, biological process: regulation of transcription by RNA polymerase II. The record is from RefSeq and is a predicted model, not a curated record. Lineage: Eukaryota; Fungi; Basidiomycota; Malasseziomycetes; Malasseziales; Malasseziaceae. Gene Ontology annotation, cellular component: nucleus; NuA4 histone acetyltransferase complex.